Molecule: messenger RNA, 2955 nt
Organism: Chenopodium quinoa (quinoa)
Lineage: Eukaryota; Viridiplantae; Streptophyta; Magnoliopsida; Caryophyllales; Amaranthaceae
Product: probable acyl-activating enzyme 6
Exons: 1
Coding region: 1050-2786 (578 amino acids)
Source: RefSeq, a predicted model, not a curated record
CGUUCCUAAUCUCUUUCUCUAUACCUUACCUUAAAAAAUGCAAUUUUAUUAAUUUUUGUUACACUUAAUACUCAUUACAAUGUGGUAAAAAUACUGUAUAAGAUAAUUUUGAUGGUACAUUUUCUUUUACUUAAUGCCUACAAAUACAAUUUACGGACAAAAAAAGAAAAAAAAAAUUAGAAUUGAAGACCAUCUAAUAACAAACAGGAUGAGAGAAAGAAUUAAGGAAGAAUAUGUGACAACUGACAACCUUUGUAAUAAAAAUUGUUAUCCUUACCCAUGAAAAAUGUUGUAUAUCAUUCAAUUGCUAAAUAAAGAAAAUUUGAACAACAACUUUUGCGUGACAGACUCUCUCCUUCCAACCAAACAAUCUCUAUAAACCUUUCACCCAUAUUCUUUAUUACCUUCAAACUUAAUUUUUUUGUAAAACAUAUUUGUAUAUAUUUUUCUCUUGGAACCUUCUUAUAUAUUUUCCAUCCUCUAAACCAUAACACAAUUUCUAGCUAUAUAUGGGAUAUAGUUUCAAUUUAAUAUGCAUAAAUAAUUAAAUAUCAAUCUUAACCUAAACACAACAAUGUACACAUUUAUGACAUUUAUUAUACGAACAUAUUGGCGCACCAAUAACCUUCCCAACUUCCAAACUACUCCAUUUCUGGCCAUUUUAUGCCUAACUGUACCCCCUUUUUCCUUUUUAUUUUUUUCUUUUUUCGUUUUUCCUUUUCUUUUUAUUUAUUUAUUUAUUUUUAAUUGUUGAAAUUUAUUUAUUUUUAUGGUCUACACUCUUCACCUGCUUUUUGCCUCACAUUACUCCAGGUAGGCGGUAGCUCUUGGUUGUAACUUAUAAAUUUUUGUAUUUUUUUUUUUUGUUGUUUUGAUUUUUUAAAUGACUUGUUACAGCUUCUUGCCAUUUGACAGCUUGCUAUAUAUAAAUUCCUUAUAAGUAUGCACUUAUCAUUUGUGUCAGUCCUCCUAUCUAACUAUCUUACUACCCCUCUUUACCAAAUAACCAAAAUAGCUACAAAAAAAAACUACCUUAAGCUAAGGUCAUCAUGGACCAGCUUAAACCAAAACGAGCUAAUUCUAUCCCACUCACCCCAUUAACACUCUUAGAGCGAGCCGCCAUUGUGUACGGCGACUCGCCGUCCCUCGUAUACAAGGCUACCACGUACACGUGGGCUGACACCAACCAGCGAUGCCUUCAGAUAGCUUCUUCUAUUACUUCUCUAGGUAUCAUGCGGGGCGACGUCGUGUCAGUCGUCGCCCCUAACGUACCUGCAGCCUAUGAGCUACAUUUUGCGGCCCCUAUGGCAGGGGCCGUGCUUAACAAUAUUAAUACUCGUCUUGAUCCUAGGACAAUCUCCGUCCUACUACGUCACAGCGAGUCAAAACUUGUGUUCGUGUAUUAUCAACUUCAGUCCCUUGUCUUGGAGGCUAUAUCAUUACUCCCUGCCGAGCACCCACGUCCUAUUUUAGUACUCGUUACAGAUAACGAAUACGACUACGACCCCGUCACGCUUAGAGACGAAACCCUCAAAGCUAAGCUUGGUGAUAAUAUCUGCCACCCAAGUAAAGAGUUUCAAACGACAUACGAACUUAUGGUUAAGAAUGGUGAUCCGGGUUUUAACUGGAUCCAACCCGAAAGCGAGUGGGACCCGAUGGUGUUAAACUACACCUCCGGAACGACGUCGUCCCCAAAGGGUGUAGUACAUUGCCACCGUGGCUCGUUCAUCACUAUGAUGGACUCGCUCGUUGAUUGGUCAGUUCCGAAGCAGCCCGUCUACUUGUGGACCCUACCAAUGUUCCACUCCAAUGGGUGGGGAUUUACUUGGGGUAUGGCGGCAGUUGGUGGUACUAAUAUUUGUCUGAAAAAAUUCGACGGCGCAACCAUUCACGCCGCUAUCCGGGCCCACCAAGUCACCCACAUGUGCGCGGCACCAAUUGUCCUCAACAUGCUAACCACCCUUACCUCCGACCCGGGCCCGCUUUCCUGGCCCGUUCAUGUCCUAACGGGCGGGUCACCCCCACCCGCGCCAAUCCUCCUUAGAGCGGAGUCACUCGGGUUUGUUGUAGGUCAUGGGUACGGACUCACCGAGACAGGCGGGGUGAUCGUUUCAUGCGCUUGGAAAGCACAGUGGAACCGUCUCCCCGCCCUUGAACGGGCCCGACUUAGGGCUCGUCAGGGAGUCCGGACCAUCGGAAUGACUCGGAUAGAUAUAAUAAAUCCAUACACAGGACAACCUGUCAAGCGAGACGGGAAGACCGUUGGAGAGAUCGUCUUUCGAGGUGGGUCCAUUAUGUUAGGGUAUCUUAAAGACCCUGAAGGUACUUCUAAAUGCAUGAGAAAUGAUGGUUGGUUUAGAACAGGUGAUUUAGGUGUAAUGCAUAAAGACGGGUACUUAGAAAUAAAAGACCGUUCUAAAGAUAUUAUCAUAAGUGGUGGUGAAAAUAUUAGUAGCGUCGAGGUUGAGAACGUGUUGUAUACUUUCCCCGUGAUCAACGAGGCGGCCGUGGUGGCUAAACCGGACGAGUAUUGGGGUGAGACACCGUGUGCGUUCGUUAGCUUGAGGAAAGGGUUGAAAGAAAAACCAACGGAAAGAGAUGUUGUUGAGUAUUGUAGGUCAAAAAUGGCACAUUACAUGGUGCCUAAAAAUGUUGUGUUUAUGGAAGAUCUUCCUAAGACUUCAACAGGGAAAAUUCAAAAGUAUUUACUUAGGAAAAUGGCUAACGAUUUGAGUAAAGAUGAAACUAGUAUUUCUACUAGUACAUCAUUGGCUAGUCGUUUAUAGAAUAAUACUUUACUUAUUUUUAUGUUGUUGCUUUGUAUAAUGAUGAUGAUUCUUUUAAUUAGGUUUAGUUGUGAUUUAUUUUUCAUAAACCUCUUGUAUUUUAUAUUUUGGGUUCUUUUGCAAAUUGGUUGCAAUUUCAUAAAUUUGACAAUAUGUUUUUACUUGUUCA